UUAUUUUUAUAAGCACAGAGCCUGCAUCUUUGGCUGCGUUUGUCUGUGGCCACUGAUCCAGAACCACUCGGUUGACUUCAACCCGGCCACACAUUCCGGAGCGCGGACCAAAGUCAGCCUUCGCCGAGCGUGCAGCAGCUCCGCGUUUCCUUACGGCCUGGAAUUCUGUGCACGACCUGUUCAUGUCAGUGGUGGUGUCCAAAGUUUAUGUUCUGUGGGCCAGUCUGGAAGACGAAAUUACAACAUUACGACAAGUAUUAUCAGCGAAAGAAAGGCAUCUGGUUGAGAUAAAGCAAAAACUCGGCAUGAACCUGAUGAAUGAAUUAAAACAGAACUUCAGCAAAAGCUGGCAUGACAUGCAGACCACCACUGCCUACAAGAAGACACAUGAAACCCUGAGUCACGCAGGGCAGAAGGCAACUGCUGCUUUCAGCAAUGUUGGGACGGCCAUCAGCAAGAAGUUCGGAGACAUGAGGUCCCACUCCAUCGGCUACUCCAUUCGCCAUUCCAUAAGUAUGCCUGCAAUGAGGAAUUCUCCUACUUUCAAAUCAUUUGAGGAGAGGGUUGAGACAACUGUCACAAGUCUUAAGACGAAAGUAGGCGGGACGAACUCGGGCGGAGGCAGCUUUGAAGAGGUGCUCAGCUCCACUGCCCACGCCAGCGCGCAGAGCUCGGCGGGCGCCCCCCGGCGGGCGGAGGAGGAACUGCAGUGCUAGGGCUGCCAGCCCAAGCCCAUCACCCCGCGCACCCACACGGAUAUGAAGACCAAAAUCCCACUGCAGAACCCAGGCCUUGACCUUCAAAUGGCCUCUCCACAAAGUUUCAUAAAGUGAUUUCCAUUUGUAUUUGUGUUGCUAAUGGACCAUUCGACCGCACCCUUAAGUAGUCACAGGUGGCCAUCUUUUCAAAUGUCCUGGUUUGAGCAGGUACGAAAUUGGUCAUGACCCUUCUCGUUGUGUAAUUCAGACAUAUUUUUCAAACAUAGGCUCUUGUUUGCUUUGACUUUUGCUUGAACGCCAUUGCCAUACGCAUGUCUCUGAAGGCUGAGUGAGCACCCCCCUUCAGUUCAGUCUGUCCACUGGGGGGCGCUGCCUCUGUCCCCAUCAAUAGGAUGACGCUGCAAAUUUCAUCAAACUGCUUGUGGUCCGCCUCACCUACAUUAAUUACACGUUUAUUUAAGCAAUUAAAAUAAUGGAUUUUAAUGGUGA
Messenger RNA from Myotis davidii, 1208 nucleotides. RefSeq names its product tumor protein D52-like 1 (gene TPD52L1). NCBI's taxonomy places the organism in Eukaryota, Metazoa, Chordata, Mammalia, Chiroptera, Vespertilionidae. The transcript is spliced from 7 exons. Gene Ontology annotation, cellular component: cytoplasm. The record is from RefSeq and is a predicted model, not a curated record. Gene Ontology annotation, biological process: positive regulation of apoptotic signaling pathway; positive regulation of MAP kinase activity. The coding region runs from base 183 to 716 and encodes 177 amino acids.